Molecule: messenger RNA, 621 nt
Organism: Morchella importuna
Lineage: Eukaryota; Fungi; Ascomycota; Pezizomycetes; Pezizales; Morchellaceae
Exons: 2
Coding region: 1-621 (206 amino acids)
Molecular function (GO): zinc ion binding
Source: RefSeq, a predicted model, not a curated record
AUGGACCCCUCAAAGACACAAACCCCCUUACCUUCAACACUGGACCCUUCAAAGACACAAACCCCCCUACCUUCAACACUAGACCCCUCAAAGACACAAACCCCCUUACCAUUAACAAUGGACCCCCCAUCCUACGACUCCGAAUUCCCAAUCCCCGUGUCCUCCGAUACCCCAGCUUCCUACACUCCAGCUCCCUACUCCCCCGAGACCAUCAACCCCUCGGCCAACACCUACGAUCAUAACUACGACGCCCCAAUCCCCGUCGAAACCCUGUCCCAAUCCGCGUCCGAAUUCGUCCCAGAGCAGCGCCCCCGCAUCGACUCCCACGGGAGCAGCCAGUAUCUCCAUGCUGUCCCGCUACAUACCCUUACCCGUGCGCCCGCGCCGGUGGAUUGUCCAAUUUGUAAUAAACGCGGGAUGACGAAAUGUGCUAAGAAGAGUGGGAACUUUACGCAUAUGUGUGCGGCGGUGACGUGCGCGGUCAGUUGCUUGGGGUGCAUUCCGUAUUUGAUCUCGAGUCUGAAGGACGUGAAGCAUAGCUGUACAUCGUGUGGGGUGCUGCUGGCGGUGUGGCAUCGCAGCGGUGGGGGGACGGAUGUGCUUGCGCAUGCGCUGAAGUAG